Molecule: messenger RNA, 1569 nt
Organism: Aspergillus ochraceoroseus IBT 24754
Lineage: Eukaryota; Fungi; Ascomycota; Eurotiomycetes; Eurotiales; Aspergillaceae
Exons: 4
Coding region: 1-1569 (522 amino acids)
Biological process (GO): regulation of transcription by RNA polymerase II
Cellular component (GO): nucleus
Source: RefSeq, a predicted model, not a curated record
AUGCUUCCUAGCGCUCCACUAAGCAGACCGCUGUUCUUGCUUCGUACACUGACAGCUCGUAGGACCCUUGAAUCCACUAUCCGACGAUUCACCUGUGGCGCUCCUGAUGCGCCAAAAACCGCCGCCUCCAUGACCGAAGCAGUCGAGGAACGUGACUCUCCCAAGCUAGAGCAAUUUAGGCCGGAUCUUAAUCCACGGCCGCCAACACCGCCUCCAUUUGUUCAUUAUGAACGACCGUCAGAAAACCAUGCAUCUAAAUAUGUACGCAAAGAGGCCUUCUCUUCCUCAAUCAGGGGACCUACUAUCGGAUUCUCCCAGGCCAAUGCUGCGCUCCUCCGCCACAUCGCCCCAGACAGACCUGAGCUUGUGAGUUCUGAAAUAGAGAUUCAUUCUAAUGUAGACUCACCCAGGGACGAUCCGUCCUUGAAGCUUCCAGGAAUAAUAUCGGAACACCAAAUCAAACCGGAAUCUACAAAGCCUGAUCUCAAAACAAAAGCAGUAGAGGUACUAAAUUAUUUAAACUACCUGCCAGACGCAUCCUGUGAAGCAUUGCCGCCGUCCUCCAGAGACAGACAUCAACCCCCGCCACUGAAAGAUCUCCUCGACGACAGAAUUGAACACAGAGCUCCUUCUCACAAUCAUCUGGAAAAUGAGCCUCCCAAGUCCUCGGAUUUGCGAAAAUUUUUAAUCACCGAUCCGGAAAGUAAGGACUCCUUACCAGCUCUGCGUCCACCAGACGAUCUCAACACGAGGCUACCGCCGAUUCAGACUCAACUCGGCCAACUCGCACCUGGCGCACCGCAAACGACUACUGAUCCCUUGAGCAUUCUUCUGACUGGCUCAUACUCACUUCCUCCGGUCACGGCUGCUUCUUCACCACCCUUGGCAAGGACGGAAACUGCUUCUUGGGAACCACAACGGGCUUUAGCCCCUCCAAAGAUCCCGGCCAGUCCAUAUUCACAUCUGUCGCCUGUAAGCUCCCAAGACAUUUCUGCUGUAUCCUCCCCCGUAUCACACCCAAACUACUGGCGCGGCACUCCGAAGCCCAACGUACGUUACCUUUAUGACCCUCCAUCAACUGCUUCUGCUCCGGCCACCAACUACCCAACCCCAACCGAUCAGGCUCCUGGGAGUUGCGAAUCGCCAUAUGCUCCUACUCCGCAUGGAAACGGGGCCCCAACAUCCACAGGGACAUUCAAAUGCCACCAUCCGGGGUGUACGGCCCCUCCAUUUCAAACUCAGUAUUUGUUAAACUCGCACGCCAAUGUGCACUCGCAGGAUCGCCCCCACUUCUGUCCCAUUGAAGGGUGUUCUCGUGGUCCGGGUGGUAAAGGAUUCAAGCGUAAAAAUGAGAUGAUUCGACAUGGCCUUGUUCAUAACUCUCCGGGAUACGUAUGUCCAUUUUGCCCAGAUCAACAACACAAAUAUCCCCGACCCGAUAAUCUCCAGCGGCACGUGAGGGUCCAUCACGUGGACAAGCACAAAGAUGAUCUAGCUCUCAGAGAAGUUCUUGCCCAAAGACCCGAAGGCAGUGCGCGAGGACGCCGCCGCCGGAUCAAUCCGCAAUAG